AUGUCAUCUUUACGAAACGAGAUCACCCCUCUCCUGGCCCCUUCGGAGCGCAACAUCGGCAACAACAAUAACAACGGCAGCCCCGGCUCACCUCGAGGUCCAUAUCUCCCUCUUACCAGUUUUCGUGGUCAAUCUACCGUCCAAGCGACAGGACCCACCCCAGUCACCGUCAGACCUUAUCCCAAUUCUCUUAAUCAACCCAACCCCAAAACCGACGACGUCGAUCACGAUAGCAAAGUACAAGUAUACGACGUAUCGAUCCUCAACCCUGAGAAUUCCACUCCGGUCAUCUUCCAUGACGAUGACCCUCUCACAAUGUUAUGGAAAGAUUUCUGGGUAUUGGUCAGAUGUAUCCCUACGGUCUUCUUCAUCUUGUGGCCGGCUCCCAAGCCAGGUAUUGAUGCGACCAUCAAAGGUCUGAUCCUUCAAGUCAUCUUAGUGGUCGUAUCGCUCAUCUUAACAGCCGUCUGCCUGGUAUCAUUCUUUGUCGGUAUCCCUUCACCCGUGGUCGCAAGUUUGGUCCUUGCAACAUGGCUCUAUGGAUAUAACUUCAUCUUAGGCGAAAGUAGGAUCACACAUCAGAAUAUCGUAGGGGAUUAUAAGGAUGAUAAGGAAGUUUGGUUAUUGGUCAACGGUAUCGGGACCUCUCGAUCCGGUCUAAAGCUCAUCCUCGACACCUUGUACACUCAGUUCGGCAGAAAGGUAAUCGGUGUACACAACCGAACUUUCGGUGUAUGGUUCGAUCUAGUCGAAUGUAUGUUGCAGAGGGAUUUGGUUUGGAAUACGACUGAUACCAGAGAAGGAUACAAUAUCAUCUCCAGACACGUCGCGGAUCCUGACAAAGAGAAGAUCGUCUUGAUGGCUCACUCUCAGGGUGGAAUCAUCAUGUCAUCAUGGGCAGAUCAACUCCUUUCUGAUUUCUCUCAUGAACAACUCAAGAAAGUGGAGAUUUACACCUUCGCCUCCGCUGCAAAUCACUUCUCUAUCCCGGAGACUGAUUCUGGACCUGCAUUUGGCUGCGUAGAGCAUUUCGUCAACGAAUGGGACUAUGUUUCUGAGAUUGGCUUGCUCUCUUUCGCCCCACCACCACCUCCCGGUCUUCCAGUCAAUUCACCCACCGUCCCCAGACUUAGUGGUCGAUUCGCAGGUAGAAUCUUCAAGAGACUGGCUACUACUGGUCAUCUCCUCAUCACCCAUUAUCUUCCUGAUAAUAACUCGAUUCUUCACGAUCCCGCCGUAUUGAGACACAGUAAAUUAGCCAGCUACCUUACCGACUACGAGGACCUCAAGAGAAAAGAAGAAGUAAGAAUUAGCCGAAUUCAAGCUGAAAAAGCGGCUCGAGAAGCCAGUCGUGCUGCUCAACAAGGUGCUCCCAUUGCUGGACCGUCGACCAGAUAG
Kwoniella botswanensis is the source of this 1398-nucleotide messenger RNA. RefSeq lists its product as uncharacterized. NCBI's taxonomy places the organism in Eukaryota, Fungi, Basidiomycota, Tremellomycetes, Tremellales, Cryptococcaceae. The transcript is spliced from 6 exons. The record is from RefSeq and is a predicted model, not a curated record. The coding region runs from base 1 to 1398 and encodes 465 amino acids.